GCAAGGAAGAGUUGGAUAAAAUGAUCAUACUUGGUUCUUUUGAGCAGAGCAUCAUAAUAUCUAACUACAUAUGCUGAAAGACAAUAAUGUCAAAUUGAAAAACCUUUACUACAAUAAAGGAAAGCAAUGAGUCUAGGUCAAAAUAAUAAUGAAAUGUCUCUCUGCCUUUUUUCAUUGUGCCUAUUUAGUUCAGAUGGUCAUCUUUAUAAAAUGGUCUUUUCAACACAGCACUCAGUUGGACUUGCUGGACCAAAAAAAAAAAGGCAGCAUCCAGUUACUGCUGUUUAUUUCUUCCAGUUUCAGUUUCAAUCAGCAUCAUCCUUCUGUCUUGGAACUACUGUGAUCCUCUACAGUGGUGGUUACCUGCUGGCCCAAUUUCAGAAUGUAAACAGCUAACUGUAUUGCUGCUAAAAAAAAUCAAGUGGCGAGUAAUGCUCUAGACCACAGUGCUGAUUGUGAUAAUGUUUCUGUAAGUCUCAUCAAAGUCUUUAAUAAGUAGGAAGGCUUUUCAGGCAAGUGACACAGGUACAUCAGGAAGUUAGCUUUCAUAGCUUUCAUUAAAAAAUGGAACAAAACACACAACAGUUUGCAGAGUUAGUAAAAUAAAAGUGUCCUUCUCUACUGAAAAUGAGAUUUUGAGUAGGAGAACAAGAGCAGAGUGCUAUGUGAGAAGGAAAAGACAAAAGAACAGAGAUAGGAAGAAACCCAAGAGCAAGAUAAACAGUUUCCGUAGUUCUUUUGGCCUCAAUGGUUAUGGGGAUCUGCCGUCCUAGGUGCUAAUCAGUGGUGCAGUAAAUGGCAACUUCUAGUUCCAAACCCUUGCUCCUUAGGGCUACAUGUUCUGUCCUGUGUAUGUAUAGCUGCAGUAUUCAUAUGCUUUUUCACUCCUUACAUCUCCAGAUACUUUUCUUUUGAGUAUUCUUUAUUCUGUGUUAAGGUAGUAAUAUCUAUUUUUACAGGUAGCUGUUCUGUACCCCUAUUCCAUAAGCAUCUUGCCCACUGAACCAAAGAAACACUGUGUCAGAGUAGGUAAUUGAAUCAUAUCUCCCAGUCUCAGUGUCCUAAUCAGUGGGUAAUACCAGCUUUUGGUUAAGUUCUGAGUCUUUUACUGGGGAAAUAGACUUCAGCAAAGCAUGUUGGUGUUUGCCAGUUCAGAACUUACGAGAUUUGUGGAAAGGAUAUGGAUUUCAGAUGACUUAAUAUAGUACUAAAAAAAUAAGAUGUAUUUGUGGUAGCUAAAAACUGUGUCUUCAACAGGCCUCCAGUUAUGUUCCAAGUUGUAAGGAAUUGAAAAAGCAGCUGACAAUAUAUUCGUGUAAUUGUAGUGGUGAUGGCUUAAAUAUAUGAAGAAGUGAGAUUUUGCUUUAGAAAGAAAUAGUGUGACUUACUAGACCAUUUAAUGUCUUUGGAGAAAAGCAAUCGUGUUUUUGGCCAGAAGAUCUCAUGAAGAUCUGUAUUAAGGUGUUGGAGGAAAAAGAGGGGAGUUCAUCACAGCUCCAGUCUUGGACUGUGCAGCCAUCCUUUGAAGUGAUUCCAGCUCAGCCACAGCUAGUGUUUCUUCGUCCAUCAAUCCCACCUCCCAUUAAUCCUCACGCUGUUGGUAAAAAGAGAAAUGACUCCACUAAUUACCUGCCCAUCCUGAAUUCUUUUCCCAAAAUAGCACCACAUCCCUGCAAAAGAGAUCACUCCUUUGAUCUAGAAGAAUGUCAGGAAACCACUUGCCAUAAACGACUCUGCACAGAAGCACCCAAGAUGGAGACUUCUCCUGUACUGAUGAGUACAGGCUUGCCUACUAGUCCUUUUUCCCACCUACCAGUUAGCUUUAAGACCCCUCAGGAUUCUAACCAGCAAAGUUCUUCAGCUCUAGUGACAAGUGGAAAACUGUCAGCUCUUCCUGGUUUUCAUCAUGUUUCCAGUGAUGCUCAGAAAGUGCCAGGUUUGACUCCCCUUUUGCCUUUUGGAACUCUGCAGGCAACAAAGUGCACCCUUCAUGAGAGCGAGAGUGCAUCACAGACUACAAUGCCUUCUGGAGCGUGGAGCCCUCCAUUGAUACCAGAAGAGAUUUGCACUGCCCCUGAGCUGCUCUUGCAACAGCAAAGCAAGUGCAGACGCUUUCAGAAUACACUUGUUGUGCUACGCAGGUCAGGGUUGCUGGAGAUCACUUUAAAAACCAAGGAGCUCAUUCAUCAGAACCAGGUGACGCAGGCUGAGCUGGACCGGCUGAAGCACCAGACACAGCUUUUUAUAGAGGCAAUAAAGAACAAUGCUCCACAGUCAUGGGCAGAGCUAGAAGCAUCUCUAACAGGAUCUGAUAAAGCUGAUAGCAACCUUGAAGACCCCACUUAUCCCAACAUGUAGUAAAAAUGUGCAUAGGUGUUGGUCAAGUUAUUUCUGUGCCUCCUUUUUCCUGUCUUAAACUUCUAUUUUGAGCAUUUUUUGAGUCCAAGAUUUGCAAAGUUGCAUUGCCAUUAAUGGUUUGUCUUCAGAGCCAACUGUGGAGCUGGAAUAGCAUGGUAGGUUCUAGACAGAAUGGGUACUUAGUACUGCAGUGUGACCUUGAAUUUUGUGCUAACUCUAUGUAAUUCCUUGGACUGAAGAAGUUUGUAUGUGCUCUUCUGGUCUGUUCCCAUUCUUGAAGUAAAGACAGUAAUUUGCAGCAUUCUGUUAGCAUUCCCAUCUUCAGAUGGUUGUUUCUGAGAGGGCAGCAGCAGAACAGGUGCCACUGUUGGGCCAUCACCAGUUUCAGGUAGAUGAAGGGAGUUGGUGUGUGGUGAAGUCCUUCUCCCAUGCCGUUCCUUCUUUUUUUAUGUAGAGUAAUCUGAUGAAUGUAGUGAGGGUGGGAGGUGUGUCAGCUUAGAUAAACUUGCUAAAAAUUUUAUCUACCUAAGUUUGAACUUCAAAAAACAAUCUCUAAAACAUUUUUUUUUUCUUCAUAUUGACUGACAGCAUUCCUAGGCUGCUUGCCUUGAGAUAUUGCUAACACCACAGUAUCCAUAAGAUACUGACCUUGCUAGUGGAGAGCCACAGUAGUUAUGUUACAAAAACUGAUUUACAGACAUUUAUUUCAUUGCAGUUUUCUAGACAGUUAACUACAUCAUUCCCUACAAUCUGAAGGGAUUUUUUCCAGAGGCAGUUUGUGUAGAAAAUUGAGAGCAGCUUUGUCUAAGAACAUUAAGGAAUCUGAAUCGUCUGUGAUAUGUUCCUUUCUGUGUGACAGUAUUUUCAAAAACUCGUGCAAUCUAGGUGACUAGGUAUUUGAUUCUUUUUAUCAUCUGUUUCAGAUUGUAAAAAAAAAAGAAACUUGAAAGUAGACUGGAUGUCUUGCUAAUUUGUGAUGAGACAGUCAUGCAGACUUUACAUUUUCUGAUGCCUCUAGGAAUCAGUAUUGCAGGAGACUGUAGAGAAUACUUUUACAGUCCUUCCUGAAAUAGGUGGAUUAGAGAAAUUGUAAAGGACUUCUCUCUUGUAAGGGAUUUCACCCUUUUUACAUUGGUGAAAAGAUGCUUUACAUGUCUUACGAAGUUGAGGCAUGUGAGUCUUGUUUGUAAAACCAUGGGCCUGGAAAGAAACGUUGUGGCAGGGUUUGCUCUAGUGGAGCUGUAGCAAACUAGUAGCCAUGCCUUUCAUGGGAUCCUGCCUACCUGCUGAAGACUGGUACAGUAUGUGGGAAUUGCUUAGAAGUGUUGGUAGACUGUUCUGGCAUUUAGUUGUUUUAAUAUACCUGAUAUAGUUGUGAUACUACCAUGUCUCAUAACUUGCAGCCUGGCGAUAUUGGAACUCAGCCAGCAAACUCAGGAGGAGUAUUUUCCCUACUUUUCCUAAAGUUCUUAUUCUACCUAUUAAAUAGGAGAAUUUGAAGUUCAGAAUAUGUAUUUUUAGGAUGCAAUUGUCCUAGAAAACAAGAUGAUGGGCUCAGGGUACCUUGAGAUGAAAGGGAGGCAGAAAAAAUGAAGUCCAAUUGUAGCUGUUUGAGACAAGGAAAAAUGAGUCUCCCAGUGACCUUCUCCAUUCUAUUUCCACUGCUCUAAUAGAGUAUAAAGGAAUGAAAAACUUGUUUUGCAGGGCAGUACCCUCUGACUGAAGGAGGCUUAGCUGGUGGAAAUCUCUUGCAGUCCUUAUAGUACCACAUGUACUUUUUGCCUGACAGUAUGGAGGGUGGGCUGAAGUGGGUGUGCUUACAGCUAAUGGGCCUUUCAGCUGGUGUAAUUUGUAUAAAUACAUGUUCAAUAAAUCUGUGAAUAAAGUCCAGCAGCUGGUUAGAAAUCUCCUACUGGGCAUCAGUCCAGACUUAAAUACUAUUUACUGAACUAGAAAAAUCCACUCUGGAACUCAUACUUAAAUCGGGGGCUCUUUAGGAAGCAUAUCCCUAGAUAAUGGGAAACCUUAACAUCUAUUAAAAAAAGGAUGUUGAAGGUCUCUGGUGAUAAAUAUGUCAUCAGGUACCAUUCUGUUCAGUUUUAUUAGUUGCCUUUUUUUCUGGGAGCCCUGAUAAAGCUUUAAAACAAUAAGGGUUUUCCUUUCUUGGCUGCAAUGUAAUAAAAUAGGUUAGCUUGGAAAUGCAUUUGGAAAAUUAGUUGACUACAUCGGGACAAGGAUAAGUCCAGAUUCUGGGCAGGAUCUGAAACUGGUCCAGUGGAUUUGAACAGAAAUAUUAGCCUCCAAACUGAGCAGUGAGCUCACAGGUUUGUUUGGUUGUUUUUUGUUUUAAUCUUUGAAACAGCAAGACUUGGUAUUAAGAAGUUAGCUGAAGACAGCUGCCUUUAUCUAAUCAGAUGGCCUGCUGCAGCUUCAGCUGUUGCUGACAACUUACAAGUGGGUAGCUUGAUGGGUCAGACAGACUGGUUUUUGUAUUAAGUUUUAAUAAAUGUUGGUAUUUUUGAUUACUUUUACUAUGUCUUUUUGAAAUUCUACUGUUCUAGUUGGAAUGUAAAUAUUUUCUGUACUUUCAAAGCCCGUUGCUAGCUCUGAAUACAGUAGCCUAACACCUCUGUUAUAGAACAUGACCUUUUUGCUAAAACUUUACAGAAAUUGACUGUGAAAUAUGAAUGAAAUAAAGUAUAUACUUGAAAAGUU
Molecule: messenger RNA, 5073 nt
Organism: Cyanistes caeruleus (blue tit)
Lineage: Eukaryota; Metazoa; Chordata; Aves; Passeriformes; Paridae
Source: RefSeq, a predicted model, not a curated record